Molecule: messenger RNA, 591 nt
Organism: Physella acuta
Lineage: Eukaryota; Metazoa; Mollusca; Gastropoda; Physidae
Source: RefSeq, a predicted model, not a curated record
AUGAGUUGCAGUGAAGAGGGUUGGAUCUACCACAGACAUUCCGACUCAUGUUUUCUGAUGGUGGAACUGUUGAAAAAUUUUACUGAAUCUGUCGAACAUUGUUCAUCUCUCUCGGGCGGAGCGCACUUGGCUCAUAUAGAGGAUCAAGAAACAGAUGAAUUCAUCAAAGAGUCAAUGCUGGCCAACGAAAACGCCACCUACCGCAUUGGAAUUUUUCUCAACAGAAGUAGGGGGCUGUAUUGGAAAGAGAGUACUCAUGAAGUUGAUUAUCUGCCGUGGAAGCAAGUCGAGGAUGUGACGUACUUCACAAGUACCGUGAUCACAAGGGAUGGUUGGAGACAUGUCCCACCGAAGAAUAAACGUCAAUUUAUUUGUCAAGUGGAGGCUGAUUUCUUAAGCUUCAGAGAGAACUACACGUAUUUCAAACUUAUAACAUUUGGUGAAAACUGGGCAAACGCGAAUGAGUACUGUAAGACAACAUUUUAUAACGGCAAACUGGCUGAACCGACUAACAGUGAACAGAGGAAAGCAAUUGAGGAAAUUACCAAAGAAGCUAAACUUAUUGGUGAGCAGAAAUACAUUUUACUUUAG